CUUCAGCAUAACAAAGAGGCGACCUAUGAGAAGUUUCUCACUUAACUGUGAUUUUUACGACUGUUUGUAACUUGAAGCAGCGGAAGGCGGACUUACAGAUUUUAACGUUACCACGUUGCGUCGUUUCCGUGACCUAAGGUGUGAUGUCCGGUUAUCCCAUCAUGGACGUAUAUUCUGCAUAAUUUUUCUCUCCAUUCUACUUCACCACUGUGGAACAUAGUCUUUUAAGGUGAAAUAUGUGAAGAGACUAUUGGUUUUAGUAAUAAAUUCAUUUCCAAUGAACGGUAUCGCCCAGUCUGAAUUUGAACAGUUCUUAAAUCUACAUGAAGAUCAGCUGAUAGCAAGUGGAAUACCUGGUCACUUUUGGUAUAGAUUACAUGAAAAACUUGCUCAUGAAAUAUAUGAUGCGAAUAGAUGUGUAAUGAUGCAACAGAUUGAGUAUACAGACGAGAGUGAGAAUGAUGACGGUGAUGAUGCUACUGCUGCUGCUGCUGAUAGUGAUGAUAAUGAAGAUAGUGACAAAGAUUCAAUUGGUGUUCUUCGACAAUGGGAUAUUGUAGUCAGUGCUGACAAAGUUUCAUCAACUGACAGUAAUAAUAUAUUCCUGAUUGAUCAUGCAUGGACAUUUGAAGCGGGAUCUAUGAAACAAAGUCUACUUGCAUUUCCUAAUCUCUUACAACGAAUGGCUUCAUUAAUGGAUAUUACAACAGACCAAGAAAAUGAAGAUAUUAUUUCAGAAAUUAGUAGAAAAGUGUGGAAAUUUUGUCGACAUUAUAAAUUAUCAGCACAACAGAAUGCUGCCUUACUAUCACAGAUACCGGAAUUACAACAUCUUAUGUGGUAUGUGCUUGAUGAAGUUGGAUCGCGUAUUCAACAUUCUGAUGAACCUACAGCUCGUAUGGUCCCAUUCUAUUAUGUUCCACGUAAUCUAUGUUAUUCUAUCUUCUGGUUUGUUACUGACCUCCAAGAAGGUGACAGUGUAACUAUUGACUACAUAGAGCAUAUAAAAGAUGCUGAAUUACGACCUUACUACUUACUCCCCUGUCAACCGGUAGAUUUUUCUAGUGGGCCAGUUGAACAUACCUAUGUAUUGACAAAUGAGUUUUUCACAUCACACAGAAUACAAGAAACACUGCCUGUAGUGUGUCGAUCUGAGGAGAUAAUUGAACGGGAGACACUAUGUGUCUAUGCAGAUUUAGAACAAGUUAAAAAGUAUUUAACUCAUCCGCGGUUUACUUUUGUCGAUUCACCGGAGAAAGCUGAUAUUUUAUGGAUGCAUGAACAUUUUAAAGAAUUUGAACGUUUAUCAAUAGAUCGUCCAAAUACAUUUGUUAAUCAAUUCCCUGGGGAAAGUAUUCUUACUGUUAAAGAUCUAUUGGCGAGUUUAGCAGCGAUAUUAGCAAAAGAUAACUAUGAACUAUCUUGUCAAUUGAAUAACACGAAUGAUGAUAAUAAUAAUAAUAAUAUCGAUGAAAAACUUUCAACACCAUGGUAUCCGAUUACAUUUAAUUUAGUCUAUGAACUUCCACAGUUUUGUUCGUAUUUUCAGGCAAAAUGUGAUGAAAUCGCCAAUAAAAGAAGUGAUGAAGAGACGACAAGUACGGAGAGAAAUUUAUGGAUAUUGAAACCAUGGAAUCUUGGCCAUGGUUUAGGCAUAAUUAUUACAAAUAAUCUUUAUAGAAUUAUUAAGACAUGUGAUACUAACCCAAUGAUUGCUAGUCGAUAUAUCACUGAUCCUGUUCUAUUUUAUCGUGAUGAUAUACAAGCUAAUGUGAAAUUUGAUAUUCGUUAUAUAGUGCUGCUGCAUUCUGUUAAACCAUUGACUCUAUUCGCCUAUAAAGUAUUUUGGCUUCGAUUUGCAAACAAACCGUUUAUCUUACAGGAUUUCGAUGCCUACGACAGACAUUUUACAGUGAUGAAUUAUCGUGAUGCUGACAAUUUGAAACAAAUCCAUUGUGAUGAAUUUAUUGAACUGUUCAACAAACAAUAUCCAGAUUAUCAGUGGUCAAAUGUCGAGCGAAAAAUACAUCAACUUCUUGUGGAGAUAUUUCAAGGCGCUACAAAAUAUCCUGCUCCACGUGGUUUAACGCAUAAUUGUCAGUCACGUGCAAUGUAUGCCGUUGAUUUACUGUUGGAAUGGCGUCCAAUCACGUCAUCAACACUUCCAAGUUCCUCAUCAACAUCAGACGGAAGGAAAGAUAUCUUUCCUGUUGUAUGUGAAGUGAAUUUUUCACCAGAUUGUGAAAGAGCUUGUCGUUAUCAUCCAGACUUUUUCAAUGAUGUAUUCUCUUGUCUGUUUCUUAAUCAAUCACCUGAAUUAUGUAACAUGAACAAAUUAACAUAAUCUGAUGUGACCUUUGUACAUUGAACUAACUAUUUGUAUGUGUCAGCCAAUUGGUUUAUUGUAAUGUUCUUUUUUAUGUAUCAAACUGUGAAGCUUGAUUUAUUUAAAUUGUG
This is a messenger RNA of Trichobilharzia szidati, 2457 nucleotides long. Lineage: Eukaryota; Metazoa; Platyhelminthes; Trematoda; Strigeidida; Schistosomatidae. The record is from the annotation of a GenBank genome assembly.